CCGCAGCGCGGAGCCCCGCGCGGAGCGGCCUGAGACGCGGGCGGCGCGCGGGACCGGGGGAGGGCGGGCCGAGGGGAGGGUCCUGCGGGCCGGGGGGGCGGGCGCGGCGCGCCCCCUCCCUCCCGCGCUCGCGCCCUCCCCCGCGCGCCCUCCCUCGCCGCCGCCUGCCGCCGCCUCGGGCGCCCCUCGCCCGGGACCCAGCGCGCUCGCUCCGGCGCCGGCCUCGCCUCGCCACAGCGCCAUGGAUGAGUUCCACCCGUUCAUCGAGGCGCUGCUGCCUCACGUCCGCGCCUUCGCCUACACCUGGUUCAACCUGCAGGCGCGGAAGCGCAAGUACUUCAAGAAGCACGAGAAGCGGAUGUCCAAGGACGAAGAGCGCGCGGUGAAGGACGAGCUGCUGGGCGAGAAGGCCGAGGUCAAGCAGAAGUGGGCGUCGCGGCUGCUGGCCAAGCUGCGCAAGGACAUCCGGCCCGAGUGCCGCGAGGACUUCGUGCUGGCCAUCACGGGCAAGAAGGCGCCGGGCUGCGUGCUCUCCAACCCCGACCAGAAGGGCAAGAUGCGCCGCAUCGACUGCCUGCGCCAGGCCGACAAGGUGUGGCGCCUGGACCUGGUCAUGGUCAUCCUGUUCAAGGGCAUCCCGCUGGAGAGCACCGACGGCGAGCGCCUGGUCAAGGCGGCGCAGUGCGGCCACCCGGUGCUCUGCGUGCAGCCGCACCACAUCGGCGUCGCCGUCAAGGAGCUCGACCUCUACCUGGCCUACUUCGUGCGCGAGCGAGAUGCGGAGCAGAGUGGUAGUCCCCAAGCCGGGAUGGGGUCCGAGCCGGAGGACAGCAAGCCCAUCACGCUGGACACGACCGACUUCCAGGAGAGCUUUGUCACCUCCGGUGUCUUCAGUGUCACGGAGCUCAUCCAGGUGUCCCGGACACCUGUGGUGACCGGAACAGGACCCAACUUCUCCCUAGGGGAGCUGCAGGGGCACUUGGCAUACGACCUGAAUCCAGCCAGCACUAGCAUGAGAAGAACACUACCCAGCACCUCCUCCAGUGGGAGCAAGCGGCACAAAUCGGGCUCGAUGGAAGAAGACGUGGACACUAGCCCCGGCGGCGAUUACUACACUUCGCCCAGCUCCCCCACGAGUAGCAGCCGCAACUGGACGGAAGAUAUGGAAGGAGGCAUCUCAUCCCCGGUGAAGAAGACAGAGAUGGACAAGUCGCCGUUCAACAGCCCAUCCCCCCAGGACUCGCCGCGCCUCUCCAGCUUCACCCAGCACCACCGACCCGUCAUCGCCGUGCACAGUGGAAUCGCCCGGAGCCCACACCCGUCCUCAGCCCUGCACUUCCCCACCACCUCCAUCCUGCCUCAGGCGGCCUCCACCUACUUCCCGCACACGGCCAUCCGCUACCCACCUCAUCUCAACCCGCAGGACCCGCUCAAGGACCUCGUCUCGCUGGCCUGCGACCCAGCCAGCCAGCAGCCUGGACCGCCUACUCUUCGCCCGGCUCGGCCCCUGCAAACCGUUCCUUUGUGGGAUUAGCGCCAAGGGAUCCGGUGGGCGUUUAUCAGGCACAGUCCUGGUAUCUGGGGUAACAAAGUCUUCCCAGGACCCUCGUCCUCCGUCCCGGGAAUUCCGGGGGGCAGCACCGCCGGCCCCCGGCCCACGUUUUCGGUGGAAAUUUAGAACGAGCCAGGGACACCCCGCUGCUGCCCCCCCAGCCCCGCCGAAGAAGACACAACACACAGGCACGACGACGCAACCGAGGAAAAAAGGAAAAAAGACAAAAAAAAAAAAAAAAAGAUGACAGCAGGAAAAAAGAGACAAGAAAACAAACAAA
Choloepus didactylus (southern two-toed sloth) is the source of this 1832-nucleotide messenger RNA. RefSeq names its product nuclear factor I C (gene NFIC). Bases 242 to 1534 code for a protein of 430 amino acids. The record is from RefSeq and is a predicted model, not a curated record. Gene Ontology annotation, biological process: regulation of transcription by RNA polymerase II. Lineage: Eukaryota; Metazoa; Chordata; Mammalia; Pilosa; Megalonychidae. Gene Ontology annotation, cellular component: nucleus. The transcript has 10 exons. Gene Ontology annotation, molecular function: DNA-binding transcription factor activity, RNA polymerase II-specific; RNA polymerase II cis-regulatory region sequence-specific DNA binding.